AUGAAGGCUUCAACAUUAAUAUAUAUUAGCCUUGUCCUAGCUACAUGUGUUCUGUUUUUCUCUUCCAAGUUUUCUUCUUCAUUGUCAUAUCAUUCUAAAGAACAGCAGCCACAAGGAGAUUUGAUUUUGACAUAUCCCAUUAAGGAACAAGGAGGACUCAACUCUGAUCAGAAGAGUAGCAAGGUAAUCAAAGAAGAGAUGAUAAAAUCAAGAAAAGGUGGUUUAUUAGGGCGUAAAGUUAGAGUAACAAUGGAGGAUGAUGAGAUUGAAGAUUUGACAUACCAUAUCGAUUAUCAUGGUGUCACGACGCAUCCAACACCAACUCCAAAACACCCCCAACCCAUGAUCCAUAACUAG
Impatiens glandulifera is the source of this 357-nucleotide messenger RNA. RefSeq lists its product as uncharacterized. Bases 1 to 357 code for a protein of 118 amino acids. The transcript is spliced from 2 exons. The record is from RefSeq and is a predicted model, not a curated record. NCBI's taxonomy places the organism in Eukaryota, Viridiplantae, Streptophyta, Magnoliopsida, Ericales, Balsaminaceae.